AUGAACAACAGCACAACUCUAACAUUCACUCUGACAGCCUACGUGAUCCUAGAGAAAAACAAAUACGUAUUCUUUAUUAUCUUCCUUUUGCUUUAUAUUGCUACCGUGUUGCUAAAUGUAUUAUUGAUUACUGUCAUUCACCAAAACAAAGUGCUGCACCAGCCUAUGAAUAUGUUUGCAAGUAUGUUAAGUUUCAAUGAGCUCUAUGGCAGCAGUGCUUUAUUGCCUUUAACUAUGAGCAUACUCAUGUCAAAAACACAUGAGAUGAGCGUCAACUCCUGCAUUGCUCAAGUGUACUGCCUGCACACAUAUGCAGCCUCAGAGUACUGCAUACUAGCGCUCAUGGCCUACGACCGCUACCUCGCCAUCUGUUACCCGCUACAUUAUCAAACUAUUAUGUUACCUUCAAAGGUCAACAAACUAAUUGUAUUGGUGGGUCUCUAUCCAUUUAUUGCAUUUGGAUGUUUUUUUUCCAUGACUGCACAGCUGAGUUUUUGUGGAAAAUUCAUACCAAAGUUAUAUUGCGUCAACAUGGAACUGGUUAAAAACGCAUGUACAAAUACAUCCCAUAUCAACAUCGCUGGGCUUCUACUUAUCGGAUUGUUGAUUGCCCCGCAGGUCUUCAUGGUUUUUUUCUCCUAUGUUCGAAUAUUCCGAGUGUGUAAGAAAUUGUCAAAGAAAAAUCAAGUUAGUGCUCUAAAAAAAUGUGCGCCACAUUUAACAUCUUUUUUAAAUUUUAGCAUCGGCUCCUUAUUUGACAUAGCGCAGCAUAGGUUCGAAAUGAGUCAUAUAGCAAUGGAGGCGCGGAUUCUUUUGUCAAUCUGUUUUGCUGUCGGACCACCUUUUGCUAAUCCCAUCCUAUAUGGACUUGGGACGUAUUUGAUUCGAGUUCAUAUCAAAAAGCUGUGUAGUACAUGCAGGCACAGAGGGUGA
Molecule: messenger RNA, 933 nt
Organism: Nerophis lumbriciformis (worm pipefish)
Lineage: Eukaryota; Metazoa; Chordata; Actinopteri; Syngnathiformes; Syngnathidae
Source: RefSeq, a predicted model, not a curated record